Molecule: messenger RNA, 570 nt
Organism: Ceratotherium simum simum (southern white rhinoceros)
Lineage: Eukaryota; Metazoa; Chordata; Mammalia; Perissodactyla; Rhinocerotidae
Gene: RGS21
Product: regulator of G protein signaling 21
Source: RefSeq, a predicted model, not a curated record
AUGGAGACGGCUAGAGAAGAAAUGUCCAGAAAGAAGGAGAAGCAAGCUGAGGAAGAAGAGGGCCUGGAAAGGUGGAAAACAGUUAUAGAAGAAAAAGAUCACAAUGCUAUCGUCAAGGGUAGUUGUUGUUUCUACAGGUCACCAACGACAGAAGCAACAGCGUGGUCUGAAAAUAUGGACACACUUUUAACCAACCAAGCUGGUCUAGAUGCUUUUCGGACAUUUCUAAAAUCAGAGUUUAGUGAAGAAAAUGUUGAGUUCUGGCUUGCCUGUGAAGACUUCAAGAAAACAGAAAGUGCAGAAAAAAUUGCUUCUAAGGCCAAGAUCAUUUAUUCUGAAUUCAUUGAAGCUAACGCCCCUAAAGAGGUUAACAUUGACUUCAGUACCAAGGACCUCAUCUCGAAGAAUAUUGCAGAACCAACUCUCAAAUGUUUUGAUGAGGCUCAGAAGUUGAUCUACAGUCUCAUGGUCAAGGAUUCUUUUCCUCGAUUUCUAAAGUCAGAGAUCUAUAAGAAACUUGUAAAUAGCAAACAGGUUGGAAAUCAUAAAAAAUGGCUCCCUUUCUUGUAA